Aspergillus tanneri is the source of this 1152-nucleotide messenger RNA. RefSeq names its product TFIIH/NER complex subunit TFB4 (gene TFB4). Lineage: Eukaryota; Fungi; Ascomycota; Eurotiomycetes; Eurotiales; Aspergillaceae. Gene Ontology annotation, biological process: regulation of DNA-templated transcription; nucleotide-excision repair. The transcript is spliced from 2 exons. Gene Ontology annotation, cellular component: transcription factor TFIIH holo complex; transcription factor TFIIH core complex. Bases 1 to 1152 code for a protein of 383 amino acids. The record is from RefSeq and is a predicted model, not a curated record.
AUGAACGCAGUAGAUGCGACAGAGCACCAUGGAACCAGUGCAAAUGACCCUGCCCCCUCCCUCCUAGCUGUCAUAAUCGACACAAACCCACACGCAUGGGCUCUCCUGGAAAAAUCUCUCCCAUUAUCCAAAGGAAUAGCCAACAUCCUUGUCUUCAUAAAUGCGCAUCUAGCCUGCAACUACGCCAACGAGGUAGCCGUCGUUGCAUCGCACAGCCAAAAAGCAACAUGGCUGUAUCCGCACGAGAACCAGCCACAGCAGCGGCAGCCACGCACCGAUCAAGAUGGCGACAUCUCCAUGAACAACAACAACAACAACAUAGUCGGUGAAUCUGCGCAAGUAAACAAGUACCGCCCAUUCCGUAUCGUGGAGGAACAGGUCACUAGAAAUUUACGCGAACUCAUGGACUCGACCACCAGCGCUGAUGUCCAGGCCACAACGGCGACCAUGAUGGCCGGCGCACUGACUCUGGCUCUGAGUCACAUCAAUCGACGGAGUAUUGCAUGGGCAGAGGUGCAUGGUGCUGAUACAUCGGUGACGGAUGCGACUCAGACGACAUCUAGCGGCCGCAGCGGUGGUAGUGGUAGUGGUGGUAGGGCGGUGACUGGAUCUGAAGGCCUACAAUCGCGCGUCUUGAUCAUUUCUGUUAGUGGAUCAGCCGACUCCGCCCAUCAGUAUAUCCCUAUGAUGAACGGGAUCUUCGCCUGUCAGCGACUUCAUAUUCCCAUCGACGUGUGCAAGUUAAGUGGGGAUGCGGUCUUUCUUCAGCAGGCGUCUGACGCAACCCGAGGGGUGUACAUGUCCUUGUCUGAGCCACGGGGCUUACUGCAGUAUCUGAUGAUGGCGUUUUUACCGGAUCAGCGCUCCCGGAGACACUUGGUACUGCCGAGUCGUGUUGAUGUCGACUUCCGUGCUGCAUGUUUUUGUCAUCGCCGCGUGGUCGAUAUCGGGUUUGUCUGUUCCAUCUGCCUGAGCAUCUUCUGCGAGCCUCCGGAGAAUGGGAACUGUCUUACUUGUGGUACCCACCUUGAAAUGAGCGAGUAUGGGGCCAAGCCGGCCGUGGUUGCUCGGAAAAAGAAAAAGAAGAAAGCGCGUGCCAAUGGUCCAUCAGGAACAGCUACACCCACACCGACGUCUACUCCCGGUCCUUGA